UAUAAUGGACAUAUAUUAUGUAAUAUUCUCGUAUGUGAUUGCAAAUAUAUCAGCGUAUAAGAAUCCCCGUUAUACUAUUGCGACAUCCGGCGAAGAUGACAGAAAACAAUUUACGUGUAAAUAUUACGAAGACGUCGACAAGCUGGCAAUGAAAGGUUAUUUCAAAAUGAAAUACACACCUGUACAACAUUCACGAACAACUAUAACAACGGAAGAUCCUUACCUAAAGUUUGAAGGGGAUGUCAAUGUCGCGCUGUUUGGAAAUGCUUCAAUUGAAGGGAGACUAGAAGAAAAGACGAGAUCGGACCUGACAGAUAAGAAAGCAACAGCCCAGUACAUACAUUUUCCAUGCGGAAAAUUGUUUCGAGCCGAGCUGGUAUAUAAUAUGAGCGGAGUUCAUCUACCAAUGUCAGAAUAUCUACAUCGCGGUUACUGCAAGCUAGACGAGACAAAAGACUACAUGCAGACAGCCGUGAAUGCUUUCGCCAUUAUACUAAAUGGAGAUCUGGAUGACAUUGAACGAUUGUCAUCCGAAUAUGUUCUUCGUUCAGCAAGAACAAUAUCCAUGAUGAAAUUGCCGAAAGAAAAAUUAACAGCCAUGUGGGAUGUUGUCAAAGGUAGAAGAAAAACAAUUGAUAUAAGUUACGAAACUUUGGAAAAAUAUAGACCCCUUUUCAAAUAUAUUAAUGGGAAGGAGAUAGCACGAUUGAAUCUCAGUGAUCCGAAAAUACUAUCGUUUAUUGGUACACACGCGGAAUUGGACAGACAUCAGGUCGGUGUGAUUGCCAGUAAAUACAUAAGUAUAAAUACGAAAUGGUGGGAGCCGAGAAAUUUAAAUUUAAUGAAUAAUAUACUAUGUGGGAUCCCUAUGACGUUCAUGAGGCAAUUACCUCAGAACACGUUUCUGCAAUUAUCACAUCAGGUGUUCUAUCACAUACAUGCCUGUGAUCCUUUACAACGCCGCUUCUAUCUUGCUUUUAUGAGUGGAACUCAGGUGUUGGGCAAGUCAUACAGCUGGAGUGCGAGUGACGUAGCGAAGCUUGGUUUUCUAAUGGCUGAAGUGACUGGACCAGAUUUAAGUUCUAUCAAUCCUAAAUCUAUGGCUGGAAUAACUUCUAAAGUGAUGCUGACCAUGUCGCCACAUAAUUUACAAUACCUAACGGAGGCGCAACUCAAGUACUUAGGGCAGAAACCUCUAAAUAUAUUAGCGAGAAAACUAAAAAAAUAUCAAGACCAAAUGCAAAUAUACGAAAAUCGUGGAGCGAAAAUGAUAUCACCAUUAUAUCUAUUAGUUUAUUUAAUUUUAUUAAAUUUUAUUUAA
This is a messenger RNA of Pieris brassicae (large cabbage white), 1321 nucleotides long. RefSeq lists its product as uncharacterized. The record is from RefSeq and is a predicted model, not a curated record. Bases 5 to 1321 code for a protein of 438 amino acids. The transcript has 10 exons. NCBI's taxonomy places the organism in Eukaryota, Metazoa, Arthropoda, Insecta, Lepidoptera, Pieridae.